This is a messenger RNA of Pantherophis guttatus, 2626 nucleotides long. It is a transcript of the gene EGR4, whose product is annotated as early growth response 4. The record is from RefSeq and is a predicted model, not a curated record. Gene Ontology annotation, biological process: regulation of transcription by RNA polymerase II. NCBI's taxonomy places the organism in Eukaryota, Metazoa, Chordata, Lepidosauria, Squamata, Colubridae. Gene Ontology annotation, molecular function: RNA polymerase II cis-regulatory region sequence-specific DNA binding; DNA-binding transcription factor activity, RNA polymerase II-specific.
AACAACAGGAGGCAGCUAAGCACCUGCGGAGCCCGGCCAGCCCAGGUGAGGCCGGCGGGCAGGUGAAUCGGCCGGGCCGGGCCAGGCAAGGCAAGGCAAAACAGGUGGGGACCGCGAGGUUCCCCAUUUGGCCACGUGCGCCCCUGGAAGUCGCCCUCUUUAGCCCUCCAGGGGCUGGAGCUCUGCAGCGGAGGGGGCUCGGUUCCACCCCACUUGCCUUCUUCCUCCUCCUCCUCCUCCUCCUCUUCUUCUUCUUCCUCCAUCGGGACAUGUUGAACCUCAUGGAUUUCUCCCGCCAGGAAACCCCGAGAGCCGAAGACGGACAUUUCCACCAGCAAGGAGAGCAGCUGCCGCCUCUCCUGAGCCAGCCCCCCAGGGAAGAAGCCCCCGAUUAUUUCGCAGGUGACUUGAUGGGAGCGACCAUGAACUCUGAACCAGUGGAUUACUACUUCCUUUCCGGGGAGGCGUCUCCACCGGUUAGUUACUCCGGCAGCCUUUUUAUCAAGACCGAACAAUGCCAGGAUCAAGAAUCGCUCUUCAACUUGAUGUCGGGGAUCCUAGGGCUUUCCCCUUUCUCUGCUCCAGAAGGUCAACCGCGGCCACCCGAGGCCAGCUACACCAUCCCGGAAGCUCUGCAGAACCAUCUGGACCUCUACUCUACCUGCCAACCGGAACUCAACAUCUCCGUCCAGCCUUCUUUACCCGAGCAAGCCUAUUCUUCGUUCUCCAGUCCGGAGAGCCUCCCGCAGUUCCAAGCUUCUCCGGAAGCUCGUCCUUCUUCCCACUGUCUCUUUCACGAGAAGCUUCUGGAUUCCAAGCAGGACCUUAAGCUGUCCUCCAUCUCCCCUACCGCGGAGAAGUUCAAAUCGUCCUGCUCCCAUUGGGAGCCCCUCAACCAGCCUCAUCAUUAUCUGCCGGCCGAGUGCCCCCCUUCGGAGACCUUCCACCCUGUGGAGGCAAGCCAAACCCUGUUUCCCCACAUGGUCUCCAAGACGGAGAACGCGUUGACGGUCAGCUGCCAGUCAGAACUCAACUCUCUCUCGGAACAUUCCGGCUCUUACGGGCCUCCCUUGGAUUUCGGUUGCAAUGCCGAAGCGUUCCUAAGCCAAGGUCCGCUCCCCACCGACUUCGUAGAUACCAAGGCCCCUAAACUUUCCCCUCCGUUCAGCCAAGAGUUCGAAGCUCCUGUGCCCCACCCAGAAGUCCUCACCUCCUUGGUGAACCCCAACGGUAUCAAGCUGCCUGGCCACCACCCCGCCUCGUCAUCGGCCCCAAUGACAGACUUUCUAGCUCAUCUCCCGAGUUCUUCGGCCAGCAGUUUGGGACUUAACAGGACCCCCGGCAGCCUAGCAGGGCCCAAGAAGAAAACCCGACGUGGGAAAUGUUCUUCGAAAUGUUUUUGUCCCAAACCUCACGAGAAGGCCUUUGCCUGCCCGGUUGAAAACUGUGUCAGGAGCUUUGCCAGAUCGGAUGAACUCAACAGGCACCUGCGCAUUCACACGGGCCACAAGCCCUUCCAGUGUCGGAUCUGCCUGAGGAACUUUAGCCGCAGUGACCACCUGACGACCCACAUCAGGACCCACACGGGGGAAAAGCCCUUCUCCUGCGAUGACUGCGGACGGCGCUUCGCCCGGAGUGACGAAAAGAAAAGGCACAGUAAAGUCCACUUGAAGCAGAAAGCGCGGGCAGAAGAGAAGCUCAAAGGACUUGGGUUUUACACCAUGGGACUUUCCUUCGGGACCCUCUAAACGGCAUGGCCCCUGCCCACCCCGCUCUGGGGAUUGGAGAGGGGGGGGCACGUGCUGCUGCCUGGGGGUGGGAGUGACAAUUCUUUUGAAGCACUUUGCAGGAAUGCUCAGGGCAGAGGAGCCACCUGUCCGCGACGGGCAACAUGGGAAAGGAAAUGAGCAUGGAUGGGCACGAGGAUAAUCCGUCCAGCUGGUUGACUGGCUGUGGGAAGCAGACGAGAGGGCAACUUCCAAGGAAGGAAGGAAGGAAGGAAGGAAGGAAGGAAGGAAGGAAGGAAGGAAGGAAGGCAAGAAGGAAGGAAGGGAAAGAAAAGACUGUUGGGAUUCAGCCACCAUUCAAACUCCAUGUCUAUUCAUCUAUGGUGGGCCUCCAUAGUGAUGUAUGGCCCGUUUUCCAACUGUUACAGCUUUUAAACGUAUUUCAGCACCAUGACCUGUGGACAGCUCCGACUAAAGGCGGACGGACCGAGUUUUCUUUGACAAGAAUCAAAGAAAAAAAAAUGUAAUUUAUUUUUUUGUAUUUAGCUUUAGUUAAAGAGGUGUGUGUGUGUGAGUGUGCGAGUGGUUGUGUGUGUGUGUGUGUGAAUAACUGCCUACGUUUUAUACAGGAUCACCUUGGAAGCGCUCUAAUUUUGAAUCAACUGAAUCUUUCUCUUUCCUAAGCACUUUAAUGAACCUCCUGAGACGGAAGGGCCGUUUUUAAAAAAAAUAAUAAUAAUAAAAAAAAGAAAUGCCAUGAUUACAUUUCCUCAUGUUAAAAGCAGGAUGUGUAAAAACAAAAAAAAAUGGAACAUGUAUAAAAAUAACAACAACAACAACAGCAGCAUGAUUUAUGGCUUCUUGUGAAUGAUCCCAAUUGUUGCUCUGGAGUUUAAAAA